CAUCAGGUGUGAGUUGCGGAACGGAGUGCCUGGAACGCGAUGAGAACUGUUUUAGCUUUGAUCGGUGUUAGCCUCUUGGCCUUGGCUGGCCUUGAGGCAUUGCCGCAGCAGCAGGAUGUUGAACAGCCGGUGGUACGCUCGGUGUGGAACCGAUUACACCGGGAGCCACCGAUCCGGGGUGGAGCUCCAACCAAGAAGGCCGCCCCAGUGACGACGAAGUACAUCAUGCAGCGUUUGGAUCAUUUCGAUCCACAAAACGUCAACACCUGGUCAAUGCGUUACAUGGAAAAUGGGGAACACUACCAAGCGGGUGGUCCGCUCUUUAUCUACGUGGGCGGCGAGUGGGAAAUAUCCGAGGGAAGUAUCUCCCGUGGUCACGUGUACGAUAUGGCCCAGCAGCUGAACGGAUAUCUCUUCUACACCGAGCAUCGCUAUUACGGCAAGAGCCAUCCAACUGUUGACUUACGGACGGAUAAAUUGAAGUACCUGAACAUCGAUCAAGCGCUCGCGGAUUUAGCACAUUUUGUCAUCGAAAUGCGCAAAACGAUUCCGGGCGCUGAAAAGUCCGGUGUCAUCAUGGUGGGUGGCUCGUACUCAGCGACCAUGGUCGCCUGGUUCCGGCAGAAGUACCCGCACCUUAUCAAUGGAGCGUGGGCCUCGAGUGCACCCGUGUUUGCCAAGAUGGAGUUUACCGAAUACAAGGAAAUCGUGAGUGAAAGCAUUCGGCUGGUUGGUGGAUCGAAUUGCGCCAAUCGGAUCGAGCGCGGUAUUCAGCAGGUCGAGGAGCUUAUCGCUAACCAGCAGUACGCCGCGGUAGCGGAGCAAUUCCGGCUGUGCAGUGAUGUGGAUCUUUCGAAGCCGCUCGAUGUGAUGAACUUUUUCAGCAGCAUCUCGGACGAGUUUGCCGGCGUCGUCCAGUACCACUCAGCGGGCGAUAUUGAGCAGGUGUGCGAGGUGAUCGAAUCCGUGCCGAAUGAAAUGGAAGCAUUGGCCAAGUUCAUCACCAGCUCGGUUGGUGGACAGUGCAACAACUACGGCUACAAGUCGAUGAUAGAUUUCUACAAAAACGUCGCCUGGAACCAUGCGGCAGCACAGAGUUCGAUGCGCCAAUGGAUGUACCAGACUUGUGCUGAGUAUGGUUGGUAUCAGAUCUCUGGAUCAUCGAACCAAAUUUUUGGAUCCAGCUUCCCGGUGGAACUGUUUGUGAAGAUGUGUGGCGAUCUGUACGAUGGAUUCUUCGAUGAGACUAGGAUCGAGAACAACAUCGCUCGUACCAACGUCAUCUACGGUGGCUGGAAUCCGGAAGUGACGAAUGUGUUCUUCACCCAGGGUCAUCUGGAUCCAUGGAGAGCGAUGGGCAUCCAGGCCGAUCUCAAUGAGCACUCGCCUGGUGUUGUAAUCCCAGGAGCAUCCCACUGUGCCGACUUGAGCUCGAUAUCCGAUAGAGAUUCCCAGGAGAUGCGAGAGGCCAAGGAAAAAAUAUUCGAACUGGUAAAACAGUGGUUGGCAUAAUCGCACCAGAAGUUGAAGAAUAAAGAAGCAAAUUACGCCGUGGCCCAGCCAAUGAUAAGCUGCAA
This is a messenger RNA of Anopheles aquasalis, 1577 nucleotides long. Its product is annotated as putative serine protease K12H4.7. Lineage: Eukaryota; Metazoa; Arthropoda; Insecta; Diptera; Culicidae. Gene Ontology annotation, molecular function: serine-type exopeptidase activity; dipeptidyl-peptidase activity. The record is from RefSeq and is a predicted model, not a curated record. Gene Ontology annotation, biological process: proteolysis.